Molecule: messenger RNA, 2065 nt
Organism: Ananas comosus (pineapple)
Lineage: Eukaryota; Viridiplantae; Streptophyta; Magnoliopsida; Poales; Bromeliaceae
Product: RNA-binding protein 24-like
Exons: 6
Coding region: 244-1122 (292 amino acids)
Molecular function (GO): RNA binding
Source: RefSeq, a predicted model, not a curated record
UUCUUCUUCUUCUUCUUCUUCCUCUCUCUCUCUCUCUCUCUCUCUCUCUCUCUCGCCCCUAAGGAUUUUAAACAACUUUCUCUCUUAUUACUUUGAUUGGCCAUUUAAUUUCCUUCCUAUCACAACUUCAUCACUUGUUGCCUUGGUCUUCUUUUUUCCCUUUUCAUUUGAUAUAUAUACAUAGAUAGGUAUAUAUAUAUAUAUACACACACACACACCUUAAAUUGGAGUGUGGAGAGUUAGAUGAGUACUACUCCAUAUAAUAUGGGAGGGCAACAAUUUGGAGACACAACUUACACCAAGGUGUUUGUUGGAGGGCUUGCUUGGGAGACCCAAAAGGAGACCCUCAGGAAACACUUUGAGCAGUUUGGGGAGAUUUUAGAGGCUGUUGUUAUUACUGAUAAGAACACUGGGAGAUCCAAAGGCUAUGGAUUCGUUACAUUUGGUGAGCCAGAGGCCGCAACGCGAGCUUGUGUAGAUCCUUCGCCGGUGAUCGAUGGAAGACGGGCUAAUUGCAAUCUUGCUUCCCUUGGUCUUCAGAGAUCUCGACCGACAACACCUCUACAUGGAGGGAGCAGGAACUUUAGGGUUAUGAAAUCAUUUCAUGCAGCAGGCCUUCAAGGUGGAAUGGGGGCAGCUUUUCCUUCUGCUCAUGCCACCUUCCCUCAUUAUGCCAUCCAGCAAGGGAUUCCCUACAAUGUCUAUGGGUAUUCUCCAUAUUCUCUUGAGUAUGCCUAUCCAGCGAGUUACUACAAUCCCUAUGGUGGGGCAACAUCUCAAUAUCAGAUGUAUGGAGGAGCAGCAACUGGAUCAAUGGCUACGGCGCCGAAUGGAUUUUAUCCCUAUUUGCAGUUAGGAGCGGGUGGUGGCGCCGCCUCUUACGCCGGAGUGCAGUACCCGCAGAUGUUCCACUACUCAACUGCGGCCACAACGGCCGAGGCCAUGGGCUUCGGGUCCCAGCAUUACGGAGGGCCCAUCUCCGCCGCAUCGACCGCUGUGGCUCAAGCAGGUAUUACAAUGGCUCUCACUGCUCCAACUCUGCCAAGUCCCACAUCCCACCACUACAGAGUCAUCCCCACUCACUUCACUGCAUCAGCAGCACCAGAACAGUCCUUGGCCUAAACAAUGGUUGCUUCUUCUUUCUCUCUCAUCUCCCUCCCUCAAUGUGUCAGUCACUAACACAUGCCCAUGUCUACAGCAUAGGGUCUAUUAAUUGCCACAAAAUUUGAGUCCCAAAAUGACUAUUUAAAAUUAAAAUUUUCGGAAGAAAGAAAAAAGGACUAAAAAAAGAUUGUGGGUUUAAAUCAUGAACUGUGGUGGUCUAGUGUGUCAUCUUUAAUCACAAUGAUCACUUUUAUAAAGUAUAAUUAGGACCCUUUUAAUCCAAACUGGGGUUUCAAAUUCCCAAGUAAUCUAACAGUUCAAUGCUCAAAAACAAUCUUAUUUGCAUAUUUGGUGAGAUGCUAGUGUUAAUGACUAGUGUUGGUCCAUAAAUGUUCUUUGUCUCAGUAGAGUUCAGUGUAACUUAAAAUAUGUCCAGCUACUCUAGCUAGUGUAGAUUUUAAUUAGUUCUUUUAUGUAGAUCAAUGUGGCUUAGACUCUGAGGAGAGUUUUAUAGGCCCCGAGUCAGUGGCUGGUUUUGGAUCACAGCUACUGUUUGUUUUUGGCAUGUUUCUCUGGUACCUGUUUCUAACAUUACUACUACAUGUGUACUCCACAUAUGGUUGUGGGGUACCAACAAUUAAUCAUAGGAGAGUUUUAUUCAAUCCUAUGGAUAUACAACUAUUAGUUAUUUAUUUUGGGUCUCUUUAAAACCCCUUCUACAGCACCAUGGUUAGGUCCAAGGCCUCUCUCUCUCUCUCUCUCUCUCUCUCAUUUGCAGUGUGGUACUUUCAAUUAGCAAACAUACAAAGCUAUGGUUUGUAAUAAUUAACAUGUAUUUGCUUGUGUGGAACAAGCCCGUGAUUUGGCUUUAUAUUUUGGAAUCAGAUGACAAUUUAAUUAGCUAAUGUAUGAAACAGACAUGUGUUAAGCAAUUGUGGCAUCUAAGAAUUACUCUUAACUA